Messenger RNA from Xylona heveae TC161, 967 nucleotides. RefSeq lists its product as hypothetical. The coding region runs from base 388 to 840 and encodes 150 amino acids. Gene Ontology annotation, cellular component: cytoplasm; nucleus. The transcript is spliced from 2 exons. The record is from RefSeq and is a predicted model, not a curated record. Gene Ontology annotation, biological process: diphosphoinositol polyphosphate metabolic process; diadenosine pentaphosphate catabolic process; diadenosine hexaphosphate catabolic process. Lineage: Eukaryota; Fungi; Ascomycota; Xylonomycetes; Xylonales; Xylonaceae. Gene Ontology annotation, molecular function: diphosphoinositol-polyphosphate diphosphatase activity; endopolyphosphatase activity; bis(5'-adenosyl)-hexaphosphatase activity.
UGAUAUACCUACCUUUCCUCCAUCUGGUCACAUCUUUGCUCUUGGCUGCGUCACAUUGUAUCAUCAUUGUGUGCGCUCACGUCGAUAAUUCUUUCACCGGCCAAAAUAACGCCAUCGGCAAAACCGUACAGUGGAAUUUGAGAUAUUCCCGGCCUUCUUCACGGAUUUCCUGUCACCGCCCACGCUCUCGCCAGACGAUCCCAAUUCGCAAAAGAUCGAAUCUCUAUCACUUUGCAAGGGAAUCCUUUUCAUUGCUCUCCAACAACCACGUCACUCAUUUCAUUAUCCAACGCCUUUAAACCGCCAACUGCAUUCGCUGGCCGAUCGAAUCUUGGGAGCUGGGCUUGCACAAAGGACUAUUCCUCUCUUACAGACGUACACUCUACAAUGGCACAAUUACGGUCUAUGGAGGCCCGAACGGGUCGAAAAUUACAACGCUACGGAGCACAAGGUGAGAGACUUGUAGCCGGCGUUGUUCCUCUUUCACUCGACAAGACCAAAGUUCUCCUCGUAACGUCAACCACAGGCGGAUGGGUACUGCCUAAAGGCGGCUGGGAGACUGACGAGGCAGCGGCUCAAGCAGCAUGCCGGGAAGCAUGGGAAGAGGCCGGCGUCGUGUGUCAUGUUCAAUACGACUUGGGUGUUAUUCAGGAGCCGCCGUCGCUGACACCCAAGGCAUAUCAAUUUUUCGAAGUCGCCGUGGACAAGGAGGAGGCUGCCUGGCCGGAACAAGAUAAACGCGCGCGUCGCUGGAUGACGUAUCGGGAGGCAGCGGCCGCCCUGGCCAAACGGCCUCCUCUUCUUGAAGCGCUGAAUCGGAGUUCAAUCAAGAAGGCUUAGACAGUCUGGUCAAGGCUUUUUGUUGUCUCAGUGCCGUUAUUCGUUCUUUGCCUUUUUUUCUUUUUUCUUUUUCUCCCUCCCCAUUUGAUUGCAUCUUGCAUCUUAUACGCAUCCUCUUCGUCGAAUC